AUGGCGCUGCGUAUAACGACGCGGCAGCUCUGCCGUAACAUCCCCAGGAGCACUACAAGCUUCCAACAGAUCGCCAUUCAGAGGCGCCGACUGGCCACUACGUCAGCGCCCCCGGUCACACAAAAUGCGACGGGAUCCAAGGGCCCAACGGCCAUGGUUUUCCUGAAUAUGGGUGGUCCGUCAACCACGGCCGAGGUUGGCGACUUCUUAAGCCGUUUAUUUUCCGACGGUGAUCUCAUCCCGCUCGGUCGGCUUCAAAACUAUCUCGGCCCAUUGAUUUCGGCGCGCCGUACACCCAAGAUUCAGAAACAAUACGAUGCCAUUGGAGGAGGCUCGCCUAUCCGACAAUGGUCCGAGCAUCAGUGUGCUGAGAUGUGCAAGAUCCUCGACAAAAUCUCCCCAGAGACGGCGCCUCACAAACCAUACGUCGCUUUCCGUUACGCAAACCCUCUGACCGAAAACAUGUAUAAGAAAAUGCUUGAAGAUGGUUUCGGCGGAGGAAAAGGCGGUCGAGCCGUGGCAUUCACUCAAUACCCCCAAUAUUCUUGCUCGACAACUGGGAGCAGCAUCAAUGAGUUGUGGAAGUGGCGCCACCGACUGGAGGGCAACACGAGGGCAGAGACUGAGGGUGCUAUCAAUUGGAGCGUCAUUGAUCGCUGGCCGGUACAUCCUGGUCUUGCCAAGGCUUUUGCACAGAAUAUCCAGGCAAAGCUUGCCGAAUACCCCGAAGAACGCAGAAAGAACGUAGUUCUGCUCUUCUCCGCCCACAGCCUGCCCAUGUCGGUUGUCAAUCGAGGCGACCCAUAUCCUGGCGAGGUUGCUGCCACAGUCUAUGCAGUAAUGCAGCAACUUAAUUUUUCCAAUCCUUACCGCAUCAGUUGGCAGUCGCAGGUCGGCCCCAGUGCCUGGCUGGGCCCUCAGACAUCGGAUACCGUCUCGAGCUACGUUGCCCGUGGCCAGACAGAUAUGAUCCUUGUCCCUAUCGCCUUCACGUCUGACCACAUUGAGACUUUGUAUGAACUUGAUGAGGAGGUUAUCGGUGAGAGCGGGCACAAAGACACUAUCAAGCGAGCAGACAGCCUGAAUGGUAGCCGCGUAUUUAUCGAGGCUCUCGCCGACAUCGCCAAGCAGCACCUUCAUAGCGGCGAUGCCUGUUCGAAACAAAUGCUGCUGCGUUGCCCUGGGUGCAAGAGCGAGCGCUGCGGGGAGUCAAAGAGAUUCUUCUCGCAAGGUCAGGGCCCUGUACUCUAG
Molecule: messenger RNA, 1251 nt
Organism: Cordyceps fumosorosea ARSEF 2679
Lineage: Eukaryota; Fungi; Ascomycota; Sordariomycetes; Hypocreales; Cordycipitaceae
Product: ferrochelatase precursor
Exons: 3
Coding region: 1-1251 (416 amino acids)
Biological process (GO): heme biosynthetic process
Molecular function (GO): protoporphyrin ferrochelatase activity
Source: RefSeq, a predicted model, not a curated record